Messenger RNA from Cucumis sativus (cucumber), 1283 nucleotides. Its product is annotated as NAP1-related protein 2. The record is from RefSeq and is a predicted model, not a curated record. Gene Ontology annotation, biological process: nucleosome assembly. Lineage: Eukaryota; Viridiplantae; Streptophyta; Magnoliopsida; Cucurbitales; Cucurbitaceae. Bases 133 to 927 code for a protein of 264 amino acids. The transcript is spliced from 10 exons. Gene Ontology annotation, cellular component: chromatin; nucleus. Gene Ontology annotation, molecular function: histone binding; chromatin binding.
ACCCUAAGUUGAGAGCUCUGUCUCAUUUGAGAAAUAAUCUCAAGAGAGUCCCCAACGAAGAGAAAGAAAGCAAAAGGGUUUUAGAGACACUCUUCUUCUGGGUUUUACCGCUUCUUCCCCCACAACGCCGAGAUGAUUACUGAUAAGGGCAAGAAGGCCAAGCUCUCUGAAAAGCCCGAAGACGACAAUUCUGAGGUCAUCGAUGAGAAACUCGUUAUGUCGAUCGAGAAGUUGCAGGAAAUUCAAGACGAGCUCGAGAAGAUCAACGAGGAGGCCAGUGAUAAAGUAUUGGAAGUGGAACAGAAGUACAAUGAAGUACGAAAACCUGUCUAUGACAAGCGGAAUGAGAUCAUCAAAUCAAUUCCUGACUUCUGGUUAACAGCGUUCUUGAGCCAUCCUGCUCUUUGUGAACUUUUGACCGAAGAGGACCAGAAGAUAUUCAAACAUCUCACCUCCCUGGAAGUGGAAGAUUUUAAAGAUGUCAAAUCGGGUUACUCAAUUACUUUUAACUUCAACACCAACCCUUAUUUUGAAGAUACAAAGCUGACGAAGACCUUCACCUUUCUUGAUGAAGGAACAAGGAAAAUCAAUGCUACAUCGAUAAAAUGGAAAGAAGGAAUGGGUUUACCUAAUGGGUUUAACCACGAGAAGAAAGGGAACAAACGACCUCAGGCCGAGGAAAGCUUUUUUAGCUGGUUCAGCGAUACAGAACAGAAAGAUAUUGAUGACUUCCAUGAUGAGGUUGCGGAAAUUAUCAAGGAGGAUUUAUGGCCUAACCCUUUAUCCUACUUCAAUAAUGAGGCUGAUGAAGAUGAAUUGGAUGAAGACGAAUCUAAUGAAGAGGGAAAAGAAGAUGACGACUCAGAUGAUGAUGAUGACGAUCAAGAUGAUGACAAUGAUGCUGGUGAUGAUGAGGAUGAUGACUAAGAUGACUAGUGAAGUUUAAUGCAUCUCUUCAAAUGGCUCAUUUCUGUAAUAGUUGCUCAAGUAUCAGUUGGUAAAGGAGAAUCGUUUCUUGUGGUAGCCUUGCAGUCGUGGUAGGGUAACGGUUUGUAAGUUCAGUUGGUCAGGCAUUUCGACUCGACUCUACUUUCUCCCUAGGAGCCCUUUCCUUUUCUCCUUCCUCGUUGCGUAAAUUACUCUCUAAUAUAUAGGUUGUUGAGGAUAUUUAUGGUUUUUUAAUCUUAUGUUUUGUUCUAAUGCUAACAUUGGAGAAAGUAUUUUGAUGUGUAAAGUUAUUUUGGACUCCCCCUUAAUGCAUAUGUUAUUAAUUGUGUUACUAA